AUGAGGAACUUUCCAGACGCCUUUUGCGACAGCGAAACCUGUCUUUGGAACAUUGCAUCGAUAUCUGUUUUAGCGAAUCAAGGACGGCUCAACAGUUUCAGCAGCUCAAGAUGGACUCCACGACGGAUCUGUUUGCAGUAUCCCGAGGCCGAGAAAUUGUAUCGAAGUCAUCGAGCGCGAAUCAACCCAAAUGCCAGUUUUGCGGCCGCUCACACCCAAGGCGCAAAGAGGAUUGUCCAGCAUGGGGCCGAACCU
This is a messenger RNA of Dicrocoelium dendriticum, 255 nucleotides long. The record is from the annotation of a GenBank genome assembly. NCBI's taxonomy places the organism in Eukaryota, Metazoa, Platyhelminthes, Trematoda, Plagiorchiida, Dicrocoeliidae.